CUUCCCCUUGGUUUUGGAGUGGCAACUUCCAUCCGACUAGGUCAAUUUCUGGGAGCCGGAUCCUCCGUGGGUCCAAGAUCUGUGCUCUCGGUGGCGCUUGUCACACUAUGGUCUGCCUCGCUGGUAUUUAUCGUCAUCAUUGUGGCUCUGCGUUGGCAUAUCCCGAAAAUAUUUACUUCAGAAGAGGGUGUUAUCGAACUCUCUGCCAAAAUUCUACCACUAUUGGCAGCAUUUCAGAUAUUUGAUGGUACAGUGGGAGUUUGCAGUGGAGCUAUUCGAGGAGCCGGUUUACAGCUAAUCGGUGCAGCCGUAUGCUUUGUCACCUUGUACGUGAUUGGAGCACCGGUGUCUCUGUGCAUGGUGUUUCUGGCCAAAUACGAGCUAGAAGGUCUCUGGGUUGGACUAACUCUGGGCACAGUGUUGGAAGGUGUAUUCUAUUGCAUCAUUACCCAUACUAUCAACUGGGAAAAACAGGUGCAACUGGCACAGGAACGAACUGUGAAAGUUAUGGGCAAACAAUCAAAAACGCUGUAUUACAAUGACGUUUUCACAAAUGCAGGAUAUAUUUCAGAAAUCGGUGAGGAACCAAAUGAUCUGGUUGCGAAUGACGGAUCUCUGACACUACCCGUCGUACAACAAGAGGAUCUCAUUAAUGAAGAAAUUCGUUAUGUGAGCGGUAGAAAAAUGCUCAUUCUGAAACGUCUCAUCCUCGUAGUUAUCCUCCUCGGAAUGAUCAUCAUCAGCAUUUGUUGUCGUUUGUUGAUCCCAUGGUCCAGUGUGCUGGGCACAUUCUGUAUCCUACCGAAUGGAUCAUUCUAUCGCGUUAACGGGACAAAUGUGACCGAAAAUUGUACCAUGGUUAUCAUGUGA
This is a messenger RNA of Echinostoma caproni, 870 nucleotides long. Lineage: Eukaryota; Metazoa; Platyhelminthes; Trematoda; Plagiorchiida; Echinostomatidae. The record is from the annotation of a GenBank genome assembly.